AUGCAGGAAUACAGAAGAUGUAAUGAUUUACCUGACCUUUUAUUUUGUUUUAGAAUGUUUGGGAUACAGGAAUACACUCACAAUGUGUCACUUAAACUGUCUAAAGUGCUGGACUGGAUUGGUGUAAACGAGAUAACAGUGAUGAAAAGAAGGAAAUCAGUGCUACUGCGUGAUUCACUAACGACGUUAUCUUUAAAGCUUUGCGGCCAUGAUCUUGAUACGUUCAGCUUCGGUAGUCAAAUAGAAGGUACAACAACACCAGGAUUAAACUCUGAUGGUGAUAGUGUUUAUUUUAUGAACAAAAUCAAUGUGAUACAAGACUGGGAUGAAUGGAAACAUGGUAAACAGAAUUUGUUGAUGAUACAAGAUGGGAAUGUUUCACCAGGAUAUUGUUUGUUACAAGAGUUAAGAAAUGAUGUUCCAAGUCCAUGCGUAAUAAAACAUAGAAAUCAUUCAUAUAGAGACAGAAUGGGGAGAAUACUGUUAAAAAAUACAUUAUUUAAUGGACCAUUUGGAGCAAUGGUAAAAAACGGCCCGGCCCAUUCUACACAAAAUGUUCCUGGACUCACUGAUUGUGAUUCUGUUCUUGCUUUUCCUUGUAUGUCAGGACAAUUGCAAGCAGGCCUCAGGUUAUAUCAACAAAGAGAAGGAAAUUGGCCAACAAAUGAUAUGAUACAAUAUUGUAGUAACAUGCGGUGCUUUGUGGUUGGAGUUGGAAAAACAGGAAGUGUAAAUGAACUUCUUGAAUGGAGAAUAUCCACAUCAUUUGCAGAGAGAUUUUUAAUGUUUAGCCUUAAUAUCACACAAGUCAGAUGUUAUGUUUUGAUGAAAAUGAUAUUGAAAACAUUUAUUACUCAAAGGUUUCCAAACAGCAUUUCAAGUUUCAUGUGUAAAACCGUUCUGUUACACUGUAUUUCAUAUACAAGAUCUGAUGCGUUGAAGGAAAAUACCCUCUUUACUUGUCUAUCAUUUUGUUUAUCAACACUUUACAACUUUGUCCAAAAUGAAUACUGUCCUCAAUUCCACAACACACAAAAUAACUUGAUGAGUGGGCGAUUUUCUCCGGAAACGAAGCCGUUAAUACUUGAAACACUUCAUUAUGUAAUCGAAAGUAAUGGAAGGGCAUUGCUCGAAAUUAAAUGUGACUACUUUGAUUCAUAUUUACAAAAAAGUUUAACCGGUCUGGUACCUAGAUAUGCACAUAAUAUGCCAACUAGUAUUGUUGGGCAAUUGCUAACACAUUCAGCCUGUUGUAUAAGCACAAACUUUAAUGUUCUCUUACAUGAAAUAAAUGGUUUAUCACCACGACUUACGAUUCAAAAACUUUUAACAUUUUUGUCACAUCAUCAUAAUGAGAAUUUUACAAACAUAGAUAGAAAAGCGUACAGUUUGAUAACACGACAUUUAUGUAAUACAUUCGGGUCAAUUCUAGCAUCUUUAAACAUUAGCCAACAAGAUCAUUUAGUAUACAAGAAGGCGCUUUCAUUCAUGUCAUUAGGACUCGACUCCGAUGUAGCAUCUGGUAAAUUGAAACUAGCAUCCGUUUUCUAUUGUACCGGGGAUAUUCAGAGGACUGAACUGGUCUUGAAAAAUAUUGAAGAAUGUUAUGAUCUUAGUAUUGUUACAUCAGUAUGUAGGUGUUACAAUUUUGCAAAGGUUUCAGAUAGAGAAAAGUUUAACAGCUUAUGUUAUGAAUCAAACGAUGAAUACCCCCUGUUUAAACAUUUAACAGCAUCAUGUGUCUAUUUUUUACGUUGUGAAAUAAAUUGUUGUCCUUUUGAACUUCAACAUGAAAUGUUUAGAUCAACACAGGAAUACAUUGCUAAUAGAGGAAAAGAUUAUAAAUGGAUGGACAUGGCUGUUAUAGAUUCUCUUCCGUACCUCUAUUUCUUGCAAUACAAGACAUAUUCCUGUCUAGGAAGACAAGAUGAUAAACAAAGAGCUCUCGAAAAGCUUAACAGAACUAUUAUUGUCGAACAAAAUCUCGGACACAGGGAAACAGCGCUUAACCUUCUCGGACAGUGUAUGGAACAAGAAUACCGCAAGGACGAUGCUUUGAAAUGCUUUCUGAUGUCCUUAAUAAUACGAAGAAGACAUAAUGCUGCAAAGUUUCAUAUAUUUAGACUGUUAGCGUCUUUUUAUAUUCAGAAUUUUAAGAUACAUGUUUGA
Messenger RNA from Ruditapes philippinarum (Manila clam), 2169 nucleotides. RefSeq lists its product as uncharacterized. The transcript has a single exon. NCBI's taxonomy places the organism in Eukaryota, Metazoa, Mollusca, Bivalvia, Venerida, Veneridae. The coding region runs from base 1 to 2169 and encodes 722 amino acids. The record is from RefSeq and is a predicted model, not a curated record.